Molecule: messenger RNA, 4816 nt
Organism: Candoia aspera
Lineage: Eukaryota; Metazoa; Chordata; Lepidosauria; Squamata; Candoiidae
Product: DNA excision repair protein ERCC-6-like
Exons: 1
Coding region: 191-4816 (1541 amino acids)
Molecular function (GO): ATP binding; DNA translocase activity; ATP-dependent chromatin remodeler activity
Source: RefSeq, a predicted model, not a curated record
CGUGGCCCAAGCGAAACAGGAGGCCAGAAGCGGGAAUUUGGAAGCCUCUGUCCAGUUGUUCCAACAGGCUCUUGAAAUCCAUUUCAGUGAAAAGCUGACGGCGAACAUAAAAAAGUUAGAGAAUGCCAUCGCUGCUCUGGCUGUGGACCAGGAGGACGAUGGGUUUGUGGAUGUGUGUCAGAGCGGACUAAUGCUGUACGGAGAAAUGCAUGACAAACUCUUUGAGCAUCAGAGAGAAGGGGUUGCUUUCUUGUACAAAUUACAUCAAGACAGAAGGAAGGGUGGCAUCCUGGCAGAUGACAUGGGACUCGGGAAGACUAUUCAGGUCAUUGCGUUCCUCUCUGGCAUGUUUGAUGCCGAACUCAUCCGUUCCGUGUUGAUUGCUGUCCCAACCACCCUUGUUAACAACUGGAUGAAAGAGUUUGCAAAGUGGACUCCAGGCCUGCGAGUGAAAGUCUUUCACGGGGUCUGCAAAGCUGAACGCAACAGAUCUCUGGAGCGGAUCCAGAGGAGAAAUGGCAUCUUGCUCACAACCUACCAGAUGAUCCUCAACAACUGGCAGCAGAUUUCUAGCUUUGGUGGGAAAGAGUUCGUUUGGGACUAUAUCAUUCUUGAUGAAGCACAUAAAAUUAAAUGUCCAUCUGCCAAAACGACGAAGUCUGUGCACGCCAUUCCUUCCAAACACCACAUCCUUCUCACAGGGACCCCGGUCCAAAACAACCUCAAAGAACUGUGGGCUCUCUUUGACUUUGCUUGUCAAGGUUCACUUUUAGGCACAGUCAAAACCUUCCGGAUGGAAUACGAGAAUCCUAUCACAAGAGCUAGGACAAAAGACGCCACUCCGGGAGAGAAAGCUCUGGGACUUAAAAUCUCAGAAAACCUGAAGUCCAUCAUUAAGCCAUAUUUUCUGAGACGGACUAAAGAUGUGCUACAGAAGGAAAAUAAGCCUGAACUUCCAAGCCACCUUCCUGGAGACCAGAGUAAAGAUGUUGCUCUUGCCAUGCCUUCUCUUCCUCGAAAAAAUGACUUCAUUGUAUGGGUGUUCUUAGCACCAGUACAAAAGGAAAUAUAUAGGAAUUUUCUGUCUUUGGAUCAUAUCAAGGAGUUGUUGAUGUCUACAAGGUCCCCACUGGCUGCACUUGAAAUCCUGAAGAAGCUCUGUGAUCACCCAAGGCUCUUGUCAGAUCGAUCAUGUGGUCAACUUGGGCUGGAAGUAUCCAGUUAUAGUGAACAGGAAGUUGGUGAAAAUGAACCUCGUGAUCCUCGAGACACGAAGAGGAAAAUUGGGCAUAUUUCUGAUGAGGUGCUGCUUCAGGAGUCAGGAAAGCUGGGUUUCCUGGUGGCGCUGCUGGAAAGGCUACAAGAAGAGGGACAUAGAACCUUGGUGUUUUCCCGGUCACGAAAAAUGUUGGAUAUUAUAGAGCGCAUCUUAACUCACCGGUGCUUUAAGCUUGUGCGCAUUGAUGGGACAGUGAACCAUCUGAUGGAACGAGAGAAGAGGAUUAGUAUGUUUCAGAAAGAUGGAGACUACUCUGUCUUUUUGCUUACUACUCAAGUUGGUGGGACCGGUUUAACCUUAACAGCUGCCAGCCGAGUUGUGAUUUUUGAUCCUAGCUGGAAUCCAGCUACAGAUGCUCAAGCUGUGGACCGAGCUUACAGGAUCGGCCAAAAAGAGAAUGUCAUAAUCUACCGGCUAAUUACUUGUGGGACGGUGGAAGAGAAGAUCUAUAGAAGACAGGUCUUCAAAGAUUCCUUAAUACGUCAAAGCACAGGAGAUAAGAAAAAUCCCUAUCGCUAUUUCACUAUGCAAGAGCUAAGAGAGCUGUUCACAUUAGAAGACAUACGAAGCUCAGCCACGCAGCUGCAGCUGCAGUCCUUACAUGCCACCCAAAGGAAAACAGAUACUCAGUUGGAUGAGCACAUUGCAUAUAUCCAUUCACUGGAGAUAUUUGGCAUUUCUGACCAUGAUUUGAUGUACACACAUGAAAUGGCACAUAGUGAUGAAGCUGAAAAUGAGGAAGCCCACAGGUACAUUGAACACAGGGUCCAAAAAGCCCAAGAAUUGGUAGAACUAGAAUCACAGCUGAGUGACCAGCUGAUGGGAAAUAUCAGAAAUAUGACUGAAGGAGCAUGGCUGAGAGAUACGGAGUCAUCCACUCAGCCAAAAAAGAAGCCACUGAAGUCUUCACCAAGUGACACUCCUGUACCAUCCAUAUCUGAAGGAACAAGCCCAAGAGUCAUGGAAUCAACCACUCCAUCAAAGAAAAAAUCACUAAAUUCUCCUCCAAGUCCUGUUGUUGCCUCACCUGUAUUUCUUGGUCCUGUAAUCAGUAAUGAAAUUAUGGAUCCUGUGAGUGACAGUGAAAAUGAUGAUGUUAGUGAUAUGGCCAAUCUGAGUUCUAAAAUGACCAGUCUGAUCAUUGAAGAUGUAGCUGUGGAACAAAAGCUUCAGAAUAUUUCUAAUAUGACUCUCUUGCCUUCUGAGGAGAAAGAGCACAUUGAACGAAGGGUCCAAAAAGCCCAAGAAUUGGUAGAACUAGAAUCACAGCUGAAUGACCAGCUGAUGGGAAAUAUCAGAAAUAUGACUGAAGGAGCAUGGCUGAGAGAUACGGAGUCAUCCACUCAGCCAAAAAAGAAGCCACUGAAGUCUUCACCAAGUGACACUCCUGUACCAUCCAUAUCUGAAGGAACAAGCCCAAGAGUCAUGGAAUCAACCACUUCAUCAAAGAAAAAAUCACUAAAUUUUCCUCCAAGUCCUGUUGUUGCCUCACCUGUAUUUCUUGGUCCUGUAAUCAGUAAUGAAAUUAUGGAUCCUGUGAGUGACAGUGAAAAUGAUGAUGUUAGUGAUAUGGCCAAUCUGAGUUCUAAAAUGACCAGUCUGAUCAUUGAAGAUGUAGCUGUGGAACAAAAGCUUCAGAAUAUUUCUAAUAUGACUCUCUUGCCUUCUGAGGAGAAAGAGCACAUUGAACGAAGGGUCCAAAAAGCCCAAGAAUUGGUAGAACUAGAAUCACAGCUGAAUGACCAGCUGAUGGGAAAUAUCAGAAAUAUGACUGAAGGAGCAUGGCUGAGAGAUACGGAGUCAUCCACUCAGCCAAAAAAGAAGCCACUGAAGUCUUCACCAAGUGACACUCCUGUACCAUCCAUAUCUGAAGGAACAAGCCCAAGAGUCAUGGAAUCAACCACUUCAUCAAAGAAAAAAUCACUAAAUUUUCCUCCAAGUCCUGUUGUUGCCUCACCUGUAUUUAUUCGCCCUGUAAUCAGUAAUGAAGUUAUUGAUCUUGUGAGUGACAGUGAAAAUGAUGAUGUUAGUGAUAUGGCCAAUCUGAGUUCUAAAAUGACUGGUCUGAUCAGUGAAGAUGUAGCUGUGGAACAAAAGCUUCAGAAUAUUUCUAAUAUGACUCUCUUGCCUUCUGAGGAGAAAGAGCACAAAUUUUCCAGAUUCCAAGUGUGUGAGCUAAAGCAUGGGAUAGGUCCUACAUCUCCUUUUCAGAUUCACUCAGUUUCCAACAAGGAGAACUACAGUCCUGAAUCCAAUGCAAUCUUUGAUCUACCUGCCAAGGAUACAGAUGAUGAGCAAAUAGUUUUCCAUAUAACUAAUACAGAUGUUCAACAUUCUGAGAACAAAGGAUAUAAGCCAACCAGAUUACAAAAAGAUGAGCAAAAUGAGAGUCUACAUGUUGUAUCAUCUUUUCCCCGAGCUCUCUCAUUAUCUGUUGAAGGCAACAUCAACUCUGAGUCCAAAAUGAUCUCUUGCGAUCCAUCUCCAAAAGCAAGAAGUGAGCUUAUAGAUGUCCAGAUGAAACCUUUGCAGCAGUCAGUUGUGUAUCCUUCUGACGAUAGCAUGCACCAAAUGGAGACUGAAAUGUCACUUGAUGUUCUUCCAAGCUCUCAUGGAGAUGCCUGCAAAAUUAAUGAACUAGAUGCUGUAGCACCACAUGAGACAAUGGCUAGGAAAAUGUCAGAAAGCAGUGCACUGCAGAAAUCUGGAGCAAGAGAAACCAUGCAGGACAAUGAAUCUCUUGCCAUUUCCUCCUCCUAUCCGGUCAGUUUCACUUUUGCCUUGGAGGAUUCUGAGGAUGGACCACAAACCAUCUCAGGAAAAGACAUGUCAUUGGAGGAGACAGAAAAUGAAGGAUUCCAGCUGAGGUUAGAUAGCCACUAUAGCUCUGCAGCUGAAUCUGUUGGGGGAGAAUAUGGGGACGAUAGAAGCCUCCAGACCAGCAAAGAUGUAAAGGGCUCUGUGGUCAUAGAUAAUUCCAAAAGCCCAUGUGAUGCUUUGAUGGAUAGCAGAGAGAGUUUUGGGUGGCGGAAAAAGAAACCUAUUAAAAUUAUUAUUUGGGAUGAUGAAGAGGAAGAGGAUAAAUUAAUAGAUGACCUGGAUGGGAGUUGUCCUAAAGAGGUAUCUGCCUUGAACAAGCCAGAUGGAAUUUGUAUGUCUACGCCAAAGGCCAACAGGCCAACAGCUGAGAUUUGUUUUUCUCCAGGGGUCAAAGUGAGCGGAAGACGAUCAACAGCUUCUCAACGAUCCCUUUUUGAUAUAGUCCUGGAAGAAGUGGAGGCUGCAGCAGGAGUAGAGGGAUCUGCUGGCAAUGUAUCGUAUGAUAAGUCUGAUCAGCACGGGUUUGAAAGACAGCUAACCCAAAAUUACAUUGAGCAGAUGUCAGAGGAAUUGGAAGAGGAACCAUCAGGAGAAACGCCAGACUCUGAGAGUGAACCUAGCCAUUUUCAUGAUACAAACUCUUCUAGGGAGAAAUCUUUUCUCUCUGAAGGGACAGCAUGGUGGGAAUCUGAUCCGUCUGCAAAAAGUAAGACCUAG